AUGUCUACACAUGAAAAUAUGAAAGUAAUAAAUUGUGUCUUGAAAGCCUUUGAAGGCAAUUUUCAUCACGAUGUUGAUGUAGAAUGUGGUUUGAUGUGUAGAUUAGACGAUCACAAUCUAAUCGAUAUGAUAGAAAUAUGUAGAGACCUGAAAAAGACCCCAAGCUACGUUAAAUUUAAAGUUUCAAGAAAUCUUCAUUUGGAUGUGACGGAAAAAGCUUUCAAAGCUUACAGAAGUUUGUCAUUGUUCAAAAUGAUAGUAAUAAAGCCAUCUAAGAUCAUGAAAAAUAUUCCUGAAUAG
Molecule: messenger RNA, 300 nt
Organism: Clunio marinus
Lineage: Eukaryota; Metazoa; Arthropoda; Insecta; Diptera; Chironomidae
Source: the annotation of a GenBank genome assembly